Messenger RNA from Penaeus indicus, 2374 nucleotides. RefSeq names its product corticotropin-releasing factor receptor 2-like. Gene Ontology annotation, biological process: cell surface receptor signaling pathway; adenylate cyclase-modulating G protein-coupled receptor signaling pathway. Gene Ontology annotation, cellular component: plasma membrane. Bases 517 to 2265 code for a protein of 582 amino acids. Gene Ontology annotation, molecular function: peptide hormone binding; G protein-coupled peptide receptor activity. The transcript has 14 exons. The record is from RefSeq and is a predicted model, not a curated record. NCBI's taxonomy places the organism in Eukaryota, Metazoa, Arthropoda, Malacostraca, Decapoda, Penaeidae.
AUACAUGGAAAGGACGAUAGGUAAAAAAAAAAUGUUACGAUAUGCCUUAUCAGUUUAAUCUUAUCAAACACUAAGGUGUUACUGAAGGUGUGAAAGCAUGUUACGUCACAUAACUCGUGUGUGUUUAUCCACGUUCACUAAGGAACAGAAAAAAAAACUGAAAAUGACGAAUAAUUAAAACUGCUGCCGAAUCUAAUGUUAUCUGUCGUAGUAAUUCUGCUGAAAAUAUGUGAACAGUGAUGUUAUAAUGAAUAUUUUUCAAGAGAGGGAGAGAAAACUGAUGUUUGUUUGUCGUGUAAGAAACAGAAAUCUAUUCGCCUUCGAUAUUUGAAUAUCAACCAGGGAAAAAAAUCCAGCAAUCCACAAAUUCUAACAAGCCAGGAGAAAUAAACUGCAAUAGACCCCAAUGAAAUAACCAGAAUAAGGACACAAUUUAAAAAAUAAAUAAAUAAAACAAGAGAAAACAAGAAAAGAAAUAACGAAAGAAGGAAUCAGAAACUUGGCCUGGACGACGCCAUGUCUGCUAGGUGUCAGAAGGCCAAGGGAACGCUGGCUCUGGCGAUGCUGGUCCUGUGCGCGUGCGUCGUUCCUCCCGCCGCCGGCCAGGACAGCGGCGACCUCCCUUCGACCCGACGCGCCCCCCCGACCGCCGGCGAUGUGUCAAGCGCCUCGCCCUCCGACCUGCGCUCAACCCGCAGCUCCUCUCCUCCUUCUGCCCCUUCUUCAUCUUCUUCCUCUUCUUCUUCUUCUCCUCCUCUUAAGACUUGCAGGAUGGGCUACAUCAUAAAAGCGGACCUCCCCACGGAGGACGGCUACUACCACCACCACACGUGCUUCUGGUGCUACCGCUUCACGCCCGCGCACCGGAAGAAGACCGACCUUACCCUCAAGCAGGACGUCGUGACGCUCUCGGAUGGCAGCAAGUGGGCCGAUUUCUUGUUUACGGUCGGGAACGAGUCCUUCCACUUCGAUGUCGACGACCCUGUGGCCUGGGGGCAUGUGCAGGACUCCCUCCACGACCCCCUCGAGGCUUCGAAGCUCGAGGGAUGCUGCAGGGACGCCCUUGCGUGCUGCGAUGAGAUGCUUAGCACUCCACGGGGCGAGAAUGGCUCGUGCCCGCGCACCUGGGACGGCUGGCUGUGCUUCGGCGACACUGCCCCGGGCGAGAGCGUCUCCUUCACCUGUCCUCCCUAUGCAUACAAAGGCCGGUCGGAAUGCGCACUGGAGGGAACCAAGACCUGCUGGGGCAACGGGACGUGGCUGCAGGACGCGCGUGGGGCCGAGAAGACCGAGUACGCGGACUGCAGCCACCGCAAGUACCACCUCCGGAACUACUUCUGGGAGAUCGCCAUGCACGCCGUUUCGGUCGUCGCCGUUGUGCCUGCCGUCUGCAUGAUUCUGUAUUUCAGAGCCCUCCGCGUGCAGCGGUUUUACCUCCACCUGAACUUCCUCGUGGCGCUCCUCGGGAAGGCCCUCAUGAGCAUCCUGGACUUGGCGGUCCUGAGGAUACCCGAGUACUCAGGGGAAUCCAGCGUGAUGGACGACAAUACCGCCGGCUGCAGGUUCCUCGUGUUCCUGACGAAGGUCUUCAGUCUCGCGGUGUGGACCUGGAUGCUCGCCGAGAGCCUGUAUCUGCACCGCCUCAUCGUCGCGGCUCUGAGGGGCGGCGGGAAGACGUGGGCGUACUUGCUCGUGGGCUGGGUGCCGCCCUUUGUGCUCUCGGGGGCGUGGGCGACGGCGAGGGGCAUCCUGGAGGACUACCAGUGCUGGCUCGGCGAUGACCACGGCGACGCGAAGGACCUCUACCUCAUCACCGAGCUCCCCAAACUCGUCAUCUUGGUGGUGAACACAGCCCUCCUGAUUAACAUGACCCGCGUGCUCAUGUCUCACCUCAAAAGCACCAACACAGACGCAUCUACGGCAAACAAGAGAGCAGUAAAAGCCAGCACCUUCCUCCUACCAAUGUUUGGCCUCCAGUUCUUCAUCACCUUCUUCGUCCCGCCCUUCACGACGCCGUGCGCUGGCAUGCAGGCAUAUGUAUUCAUAGCAACUGCGAUCGACGGACUACAGGGACUAUAUAUUUCUGUUGUGUACUGCUACAUGAACAACGAGGUGCGGAUACAAGUGCGUCGCUCCACCCACUACAUCUGGCACCGACUCCCGACAAGCGCCCCCGAUGUCACUUACGACAGGAGGACGGACACCAGCCAUAUCCACAGUGGCGCCGGGGUGUCAGUCGCGACUAUGGCAUCCACGGUUGACUGAGGGACUAGCAAGGACGACCUCGGUGAAAGAAGUACAGCUGAACCCUGAAAAAAAUACAGAACCCGAAACUAACAAAGUAAUUCAAAAUACCCCCCGCCCCUCUAAAAAA